Nymphaea colorata (pocket water lily) is the source of this 1888-nucleotide messenger RNA. RefSeq names its product subtilisin-like protease SBT5.3. Lineage: Eukaryota; Viridiplantae; Streptophyta; Magnoliopsida; Nymphaeales; Nymphaeaceae. The transcript has 7 exons. Gene Ontology annotation, molecular function: serine-type endopeptidase activity. Gene Ontology annotation, biological process: proteolysis. The record is from RefSeq and is a predicted model, not a curated record. The annotation marks the transcript as partial.
UUGGUGGUAGCAGGAGUUUGGCCAGAGUCAGAGAGCUUUAGUGAUGAAGGUCUCGGACCUGUGCCUGCAAGGUGGAAAGGAGUAUGCCAGAAUGCGACCGAUGUGAAUGGUGUUAAAUGCAACAGAAAGCUGAUCGGCGCACGCUACUUUGACAAGGGCUACGUCAACGGCGCCGGUGAGCACCCAAAGGACGGCAGGUCUGCUCGAGAUUCGGAAGGUCAUGGCACUCACACCGCGUCUACAGCUGCAGGCAGCUUCGUGCCGAACGCGAGCAUAUUCGGCGCGGCUAACGGAACGGCGAAGGGCGGCUCUCCAAGGGCUCGUCUCGCGACCUACAAGGUCUGCUGGGAUCGCCAGUGUUUUGAUGCUGACAUAUUGGCUGCUUUCGACUCUGCGAUCAGGGACGGCGUCGACGUCAUCACCCUUUCGCUCGGCGGCUCACCUCAUGACUACUUCAACGACGCCAUCGCAAUCGGCUCGUUCCACGCCGUCAGCCGAAGGAUCACGGUGGUCGCCUCCGCCGGCAACGAUGGCCCGAUGCUGCAGUCAGUGUCUAAUGUGGCUCCGUGGUUGAUUACCGUUGCUGCUAGCACCUUGGACAGGGAGUUCGUUUCUUAUCUUUCUCUUGGCAACAAUAAGACUCUUCGGGGAGCAAGCCUUUCUUCUUCAAGUUCAUUGGCGAAAAAAUUAUAUCCAUUGGCGAAAGGAGCGGAUGUCAGAGCUGCAAAUGCCAAGCCCUUCUCUGCAAACUACUGUCGAACAGGUACUCUUGAUCCCAAAAAGGUCAAGGGCAAGAUCAUAACUUGCCUCAGUGAUUCUGCUUAUGAAAAUAUACUGAAGGGCAUUGAAGUUAAAGAUGCUGGAGGUGUCGGGAUGAUUGUGUGUAACGACGAGUAUACAGGCAAUGUUGUCAAUCCUGAACCUUACGUUCUUCCAGCUACUCAGCUUAGGCUCAAUGAUUCCAAGGAGCUCUUCGCCUACAUUAAUUCUAGAAAGAUGGCAGUCGCAUAUGUAGGCCCUUCAAUUACAAAGCUGCGGACAACACCUGCUCCAGUAAUGGCCUUUUUCUCAUCACGAGGGUUCAACUCUAUCACGCCAGAUAUCCUCAAGCCUGAUAUUACAGCGCCAGGAGUGGAAAUCCUUGCGUCCUACAAUCCGUUGUUGUCGCCAUCAGAAUAUAACUUUGACAAGCGCCGGUCUAAUUUUACUCUACUGUCAGGUACAUCCAUGUCAUGCCCACAUGUUUCCGGCAUUGUUGGCCUCCUCAAGAAUGCUCACCCUGACUGGAGCCCAGCUGCAAUCAGGUCAGCAAUCAUGACUACAGCAAUCCAGCAGGACAACCUAAAGAAGCCAAUUACAAAUGGACCUAAAUCAGUGGCAACGCCAUUGGACUAUGGAUCUGGGCAUCUUCAUCCCAACGGGGCUUUGGAUCCUGGCCUGGUUUAUGACAUUAACGCGACAGAUUACCUCAACUUCCUGUGUGCUAUUGGUUAUAACAAGAAGAAGAUCUUCUUAGUUGCCGGAAGAUCUUACUCAUGUUCUGUACGUGUUCCAGAGGUUACAGACUUGAAUUAUCCUUCAAUCACCAUCUCCAAUCUCGAGGGAACAAAGACAAUUUCCAGAAUCGUGAAGAAUGUUGGGAAGCCCAGAACAUACACAGCCAGCAUCGACUCGCCACCAGAAAUUUUGGUUUCAGUGAGACCACAAAGUUUGAAAUUUGAGAGGAUCGGUGAAGAGAAGAAAUUCACAGUGACUGUCAAAACUAAGAAAGGUUCUCCUCAUGGUUUUGUGUUUGGGUGGUUGAAUUGGUCGGAUGGUGUGCACCAUGUUAGAAGCCCGAUUUCGGUUGGAAUCGGUCCAAUCUGAAACAACAUAACAGCUUGUUCCA